AAGUCAACCAACGUGUUAAAGGGAUAGGAUACAAAUAUGUGGUGCAGAAAAAGAAUAAGAAUAGAAAUUAUACUUAAUGCAGAAAACCUAACUUGUACUAUUGAUUUUGCAUAGAACUUAUGAUAAUUUAUUAUUAGUACCUGAGUUCAGAAUGGUGGCAUUAAAUUAUUUGUUAGUUUUCUUGUUUUUCUAUCAGUUGCUUACCUUUCAUUCAGCUCAAGCUCAAAAUCAAACCCAAGAUAGCUGCCCUGGGGAAUUUCAGUGCGGGAAGCUUAGAAAUGUGAGUUUCCCUUUCUCUGUAUCCUCACAACCUGCUUGUGGAUUGUAUACCAUAGAUUGCAAUGCUACUCCGAAUCCAGAAUUUCUUUUGGGAGGAAAUGUUUAUAGUGUUCUGGAACAACGGUCGUUAGAUAGUUUUCGAGUUUUAGACCGUAGGCUUGAUGACUUAUUGGCAGAUAAAAGGUGCCACUCUUUUGAUCGAAAUAUAUCGGUUCCACAUACUCCUUCUGUCUUGUUUAGAAUCAUUGAACCCAGACUUACCUUGUUCAGAUGCAACAACAGUCUAGUCAUCAACAGGAGCACGAAUGAUCAAUAUUUACGCGGCUAUCAGAACUAUACUAAAUGUAGUGGCUUCAACAUAUACUACAAGUAUCCGAGUAGCGAACAGGAAGAUUCCUGGAAUGCACCAGAGGACCGUAUUCCAGAUAACUGUUCACUGAUUCAUUUGCCAAUUACAUGGAAGGGACGGUCUCAAAAUAGUAGCUUGUUUGAUAGCUUAACUGCCGAUUUUACAAUUCGGUGGAGCUUGUCUGAUGAUUGUAGUAAAUGCUACUAUCAAGGAAGUCGAUGUUUAACUGACAGCAACAACAAAUUUCUUUGUUCCUCUAAUCCCACAGCAAAAAGAACAUUAAGACAAAUACUAGUUAUAGUUACUUCAUCUAUUGGAGGAAUUGCAGUGCUAGUAGUACUACUCUUGUACUUCAGAAAAAAAGGCUGCCUUAAUUCCAUAACAAGAACAGAAGAUUACAGAAAUGUGAAAGCCUUCUUGAAGAACCACGGAUCACUCGCUCAAAGGAGGUACAGUUAUUCUGAAAUCAAAAAGAUGACAAAGUGUUUAAAUAAUAAACUUGGUGAAGGAGGCUAUGGUUGUGUGUACAAGGGAAAGUUGAACAACGGAAGUCUUGUGGCAGUCAAAGUCUUGAAGGAAUCGAAGGGCGGGGGAGAAGAGUUUAUCAAUGAGGUGGCAAGUAUCAGCAGGACAUCUCACAUUAAUAUUGUAUCACUUGUUGGAUUUUGUUUUGAGGGUAAAAAUAGAGCUCUCCUCUAUGAUUUCAUGCCCAAUGGAUCCCUUGAGAAGUUCAUUUACGAUGCCAAAUCCGGGACAAAUCGUCAACUAGAAUGGCAUAAAUUGUACGAUAUUUCUCUUGGCAUUGCUAGAGGAUUGGAGUAUCUGCAUCGCGGUUGCAAUACUAGAAUCCUGCAUUUCGAUAUAAAGCCUCACAACAUUCUUCUCGAUGCAGACUUUUGUCCAAAAAUAUCCGAUUUUGGCCUUGCAAAACUGUGUAACAAGAAGGAAAGCAUCGUAUCUUUAUUGGGCGCAAGAGGAACUAUUGGGUAUAUUGCACCAGAAAUUGUGUAUAACAAUAUUGGAGGAGUUUCUCACAAGUCAGAUGUGUAUAGCUAUGGUAUGAUGGUCCUCGAGAUGGUUGGAGGAAGGAAAAAUGUUGACGUUGUUGUUGACCAUACUAGUGAAAUAUACUUUCCACACUGGAUUUACAAACAAAUUGAACAAAAGGAAGAGCUUGCAUUAACUGGCAUUGCGAAAGAAGACGAUAAAAAACUUGCAGAAAAGAUGAUAUUGGUGAGCCUAUGGUGCAUCCAAACUGAUCCAGCCAGCAGGCCGUCUAUCAGUAUGGUGGUAGAGAUGUUACAAGGUGAACUCAAAUCUUUGCAAAUGCCUCCCAAACCUUUCUUGUAUUCUUCUUCUUCACGAUCAGACAAUGACAUGCCUACUACUACCUAUAUGGUUUAGAACUCAAAAGAUCAAGUUUGAUGAUCUAGACUUGUCAAAUCUUGGCAGAUAUUAUGUAUGUAUAAUUUUGGAUUAAUCAAGAUAUUAUAUAACCCUACUUUUGGUAAAUUAGAUUAUUCCUAUUAUAGAGCA
Molecule: messenger RNA, 2164 nt
Organism: Lycium barbarum (goji berry)
Lineage: Eukaryota; Viridiplantae; Streptophyta; Magnoliopsida; Solanales; Solanaceae
Product: rust resistance kinase Lr10-like
Exons: 3
Coding region: 152-2032 (626 amino acids)
Biological process (GO): protein phosphorylation
Molecular function (GO): ATP binding; protein kinase activity
Source: RefSeq, a predicted model, not a curated record